CUCUCCCCGCAGCGCAGCCAUGCCGUUCAGCAGCACCCACAACAAGCACAAGCUGAAGUUCUCCCCCGAGGAGGAGUUCCCCGACCUCUCGAAGCACAACAACCACAUGGCCAAGGUGCUGACCCCCGCCCUGUACCAGCGCCUGCGCGACAAGGAGACCCCCAGCGGCUUCACCCUCGACGACGCCAUCCAGACCGGCGUGGACAACCCCGGCCACCCGUUCAUCAUGACCGUGGGCUGCGUGGCGGGGGACGAGGAGUCGUACGAGGUGUUCAAGGACCUGUUCGACCCCGUGAUCCAGGACCGCCACGGGGGGUACAAACCCAGCGACAAGCACCGCACCGACCUCAACCACCAGAACCUCAAG
This is a messenger RNA of Mesitornis unicolor (brown roatelo), 367 nucleotides long. RefSeq names its product creatine kinase M-type. Gene Ontology annotation, molecular function: creatine kinase activity. The record is from RefSeq and is a predicted model, not a curated record. The annotation marks the transcript as partial. Gene Ontology annotation, biological process: phosphocreatine biosynthetic process. NCBI's taxonomy places the organism in Eukaryota, Metazoa, Chordata, Aves, Mesitornithiformes, Mesitornithidae. The transcript has 2 exons.